This is a messenger RNA of Coccomyxa subellipsoidea C-169, 912 nucleotides long. Its product is annotated as low-CO2-inducible protein. The transcript is spliced from 5 exons. Bases 130 to 912 code for a protein of 260 amino acids. Gene Ontology annotation, biological process: maturation of LSU-rRNA; maturation of 5.8S rRNA. NCBI's taxonomy places the organism in Eukaryota, Viridiplantae, Chlorophyta, Trebouxiophyceae, Coccomyxaceae. The record is from RefSeq and is a predicted model, not a curated record. Gene Ontology annotation, cellular component: preribosome, large subunit precursor; nucleolus.
ACCGAACAAAAAUCAGCAUUCUGAAUAUAGUAGGCUUCUGUGCCAAAGUCACUGCCAGAAAAGAACACCGGACGCACUGUCACAUAGCUGGCUUGAUCGGAGUCUUGAGUACAAGAGUUUUCACUCAACAUGCCUCAGGGCGAGCACAUUGAGCUUCAUCGGAAGCGCAAUGGCUUCCGGCUCGAUUACCAUGAGAAGAAGAGGAAGAAGGAGGCCCGCAGCGUGCACAAGCGGGCUGCUUUUGCACAGAAGGCCUUGGGUCUGAAAGCAAAGAUGUACAGUAAGAAGAGGCAUGCAGAGAAGGCGACGAUGAAAAAGACGAUCGCCAUGCAUCAGCAACGGGAUAACAAGCACAAAGCAGAGGAUGGUGCCCCUCAGAGCGCUGUCCCUGCCUACCUGCUGGAACGUGAACAGGUGGAUCGCGCAAAGGUGCUCAGCAACACAAUCAAGCAGAAGAGGAAAGAGAAGGCGGGCAAGUGGGAGGUUCCUCUUCCCAAGGUGCGACCAGUGGCAGAGGACGAGAUGUUCAAGGUGCUGCACUCUGGAAAGCGGAAGAAGAAGGCCUGGAAGCGGAUGGUCACCAAGGUCACCUUUGUAGGCCCCAGCUUCACCAGAAAGCCGCCCAAGUAUGAGCGUUUCAUCAGGCCUAGCGGUCUGCGCAUGAAGAAGGCACAUGUGACGCACCCUGAGCUGAAGUGCACAUUCUGCCUCGAAAUUCUGGGCGUCAAGAAGAAUCCCAACGGCGCAUCUUACACUCAGCUUGGUGUGAUCACCAAGGGAACAGUCAUUGAGGUGAAUGUGAGCGAGCUGGGUCUUGUGACGCCUGGUGGUAAGGUCGUCUGGGGAAAGUACGCUCAGGUCACCAACAACCCAGAGAACGACGGCUGCAUCAAUGCAGUGCUGCUCGUCUAG